This is a messenger RNA of Dovyalis caffra, 1899 nucleotides long. Lineage: Eukaryota; Viridiplantae; Streptophyta; Magnoliopsida; Malpighiales; Salicaceae. The record is from the annotation of a GenBank genome assembly.
AUGGAUUUAAUUGAAUCAACUUUCAAUAGAUUAGAGACUCAAUUGGGACAAAUUGAUUGGUGGGAUCUCGAUGGGGCAUGCAUGACGAUAGAUUACACUCUAAUCGGCCCCGGGGUGCCAUUUAAAACAUCAAACACAGUGAGCAAGAAGAUGGAAAAGAUGGAGAACAAAGGUUGGCAUGGAAGAAGGCAGAAGGGUGGAUUGGUUACAAUGCCCUUCAUAUUUGCAAAUGAGGCUUGUGAGAAGUUGGCUGUGGUGGGGUUCAAUACCAACAUGAUCAGCUACUUGACAACGGAGCUCCAUAUGCCAUUAACCAAAGCAGCUAACACUCUCACAAACUUUGGAGGAACUUCGAGCUUGACACCGUUGCUCGGUGCCUUCAUGGCUGACGCAUAUGCUGGCCGGUUCUGGACUAUCACAGUUGCUUCCAUAAUAUACCAAAUAGGCAUGACAAGCUUAACACUGUCAGCAAUUCUUCCAAAUCUAAGGCCACCACCAUGUAAAUUAGGAGAGCAAGUGUGCCGAGAAGCUGAUACAGGACAACUAGUAAUCCUAUAUGCAUCUCUCCUACUAGGAGCCUUAGGAUCAGGAGGCAUCCGACCAUGUGUAGUUGCAUUCGGGGCAGAGCAAUUCGAUGAAUCGGACCCUAAGCAGACAUCAAAGACGUGGAAAUACUUCAAUUGGUAUUAUUUUGUCAUGGGAGUAUCUAUACUUUUGGCCGUCACAGUGCUUGUCUAUAUUCAGGACAACAUUGGAUGGGGUUGGGGACUUGGAAUUCCAACCAUAGCAAUGUUUCUCUCCAUCAUUCCUUUUAUUGGAGGAUACCCACUUUACCGGCACCUGGAUCCUGCUGGGAGUCCAUUUACCAGAUUGUUACAGGUGUCUGUGGCUGCAUUUAGGAAGAGGAAGCUGGCCAUGGUUUCGGAUCCUGAGUUAUUAUACCAGAAUGAUGAGCUUGAUGCACCCAUUUCUAUUGGUGGAAAGCUUCUUCACACUACACAUAUGAAAUUUCUCGAUAAGGCUGCAAUUGUAACUGAAGAAGAUAAUUUCAAACAAGCCCGAACACCCAAUCUUUGGAGACUAAAUACAGUUCACAGAGUUGAAGAGCUGAAAUCUAUCAUCAGAAUGGGACCAAUAUGGGCAGCAGGAAUUCUUCUGAUCACAGCCUAUGCCCAGCAAAACACAUUUUCCCUCCAACAGGCCAAGUCCAUGGACAGAUAUCUCACAAAAUCCUUUCAAAUUCCAGCAGGUUCCAUGUCUGUCUUCACCAUGACCUCCAUGCUCACCACAAUAGCCUUUUAUGAUCGCAUUUUCGUUCCUAUUGCACGUAAAUUCACAGGGCUUGAACGCGGCAUAAGCUUUCUGCAUCGGAUGGGAAUUGGUUUUGUAAUAUCAAUAUUUGCCACUCUAGUUGCUGGCUUUGUUGAAAUCAAGCGAAAAGAUGUUGCUUUAGCACACGGUCUAAUCAAUUCCCAUCAGCCUAUUCCUAUCCCAGUCUUUUGGCUUGUGCCACAAUAUUGUCUUCACGGAAUAGCUGAAGCUUUUAUGUCUAUUGGGCAUUUAGAAUUCUUCUAUGAUCAAGCACCAGAAAGCAUGAGAAGCACUGCUAUGGCUCUAUUUUGGACUGCAAUUUCAGUUGGGAAUUAUGUAAGCACGCUUUUGGUUACCUUAGUGCACAAAUUUAGUGCUGGCCCUGACGGAUCAAAUUGGCUUCCUGAUGAUAAUCUGAACAAAGGGAAGUUGGAGUACUUUUACUGGUUGAUCACAUUGUUGCAGGCUGCAAAUCUUAUUUACUACCUAUUUUGUGCCAAGAUAUAUACUUUUAAGUCUAUUCAAGUCCAUAGCAAAGAAACCAGUGACUCCGAAGAAAGUGCAGUAGAGCUUGCAAACAAGGUUUAG